UAUGCAUGUAUUGAUGUAUUUUUUACGAAAUGUACAAGUAAAUAAAGUAUGGAUAUUAGAAAAAAUCAGUAUCCCCAGGUCGAUAGCUAACUUCACUUUUGCCAAGCACUUUCACAUUUUAGCGUUAUUAAAAGACCGAGAACCGAAAAUUGGCCGAACCACGACGCACUAUCGCUUUGGGUGCGGUUGAGGUAAGACAAUGGCCAGCAAGGAGGUGCAUGAAUCAUGAAGUUCUAUUUAAAAAUCCGAACCCGUUCCUGUUGAUUGGCUAUUGAUGAAGUAUUUUCAGUCAGCCAGCAAGACUACCGGUGAAAGUUACUGUAAACCUUACGGUUCCGCGCACUGGGCCACUCGACCUCGUCAGGAAGACAAGAGCAUGUAGGUGUUUGCGUGCAAGACGUUUUGGUGAGAAAAGCUGCCGAAUUGUGACAAUAGCAACAACGAAAAUAAGAUGACGAACUCGGAAAAUCGCACAGUGGAAGAAACAACCCGAGAAGACAUACCAUUGAAAACGGGUACCAAACAAUCCAAAUGGUAUAAUUGCAAUGAAGACUGCAUGGGCGGUUCCAAGUUCAUCAAUGUGGCCUUCGGCGUUUUGACGAUUAUCGUUACGAUUGCACUGAUAGUCCAAAUCUACUACGGUGAUUACCAGGUGGUUCCCCAUGGGAGCGUAGCCACUGAUAGCUUGGAAUGUUCGCGCGUUGGUACCCAAAUACUGAAACAGGGCGGCAAAGCUGUAGAUGCAGCAAUUGCGAGCGCUUUUUGCUUGGCGGUUGUCGCUCCACAUCUCACAGGCUUAGACGCAGAAGGUCAGGUUCUGAUCUACAGUCAUCGCACCCGAAUAUCGCCUGAUCUGGUGGACUUUAGUGGCUCCAAUGUGAUUUCCGACCGGAUGCCUCGAUUGGUUCUCGGCCUAGCUUAUAUCCAUCAGCAGUACGCCACUAUGCCUUGGAAAAGCUCCUCUAUGGGCGCCAGGAACCUGGACAGCUUUUGCAGCAUGAAACGUUGGCGAAUACAUUGGAAAAAAUUGGAAAUAUUCCAGAGAAAGAGCUCUACAGCUACAUUGAUUCUUCAAACCAUCCGGUUCAGUCGCAGGCAGUGAGUUCAAGUUUUUAUAACUAUGAUGUGUUUGUGCCCAGUUUGGACACCAUCGGACCGGUGCUGCUGGUCAAUCUCAGAGAAAUCGAGGAGUUUAACUUUACAGAAGUGAACACUGCAACCACAAAGAGGAUGAUCGAAACCACUUUAAGGGCCUAUGAGGAAUUCAAUGUGACUGCCCGGUUUCACGAAGGAACUUCCACGAAUAUUGCCGUGAUGGAUUUGGAUGAUGAUUACGUUUCGUUUGUUACGGGAAUGUAUGAUUUGUUCGGCUCAAGAGAGUUAACUAUCCACGGCUAUGUAUUGGAUGUCAAAAACAAGCCAAAGUCCUGCAGUCGCAUUCCUCUGAUUCUAACCGACAAUAAAUUUAUAUGUGGAAAGCGAUUGGUGUUUGGCGCAAACGGUGUUGCUCAAGCCAGCCAAUUGGUCGUCAAUUUAAUCAUAGGCGCUAAGAACGCAACCGAUGGAGUCGAAUUUCCCAGGUUUUACUUGCUGGACAAUGCAACCAUAGCAGUGGAAGCCGCUCACUCGCCGAAAUUUCAACUCGAGCUGCUGGAAUACUUGAAAGCGGCCCACAGGGAGCCGGUGCUCAUGCCGGAACCUUACUACAGCUCCAAUGCGGUGGAGAAACUCAAAGACGAACUUAGUUCGCAUUCUGAUAGCAGAGGAGGCGGAAUCGCUAGCAGAUUCUAGCGUGGUCGCUUAGUUUUUACAGCAUGCACUGAUUAAAAUGUAACAAGUACCUAAUGUUGAAGUAGGGCCUUAAAUCUGCCCGUGUAAAGGAGGUUUUGCCCCCCGGAAAUAUAUCAGUAUUCUUGAAACAUA
Dendroctonus ponderosae (mountain pine beetle) is the source of this 1923-nucleotide messenger RNA. RefSeq names its product glutathione hydrolase 7. NCBI's taxonomy places the organism in Eukaryota, Metazoa, Arthropoda, Insecta, Coleoptera, Curculionidae. The record is from RefSeq and is a predicted model, not a curated record. Gene Ontology annotation, cellular component: plasma membrane. Gene Ontology annotation, biological process: glutathione catabolic process. Gene Ontology annotation, molecular function: glutathione gamma-glutamate hydrolase.